AUGUUUGUGAUAAGGAACAUAAUAGCAAUAUUGAUGUUUAUUGCUAUUGUCUAUAUGUAUUUUGAUUUACCACAACAAUUUCAACAAAUUUCAUUUCAGCACUAUUUCAUUUCAUCAAAUGAUGGUUUAUCAUCACCAUCCUUAAUAAACCCUAAUAACACUGUUACUCUCAAAUUACAACAUUAUAAUGUAUCAUCAUAUGUUGAUCCAAGUUGUCCAGAGGGAAUUGAUGUUGUUUGGUUAUGGGUAAAUGGAAGUGACCCAGAAUUUAGAAAACAAUUGGAAAAGAACGGAAAGAAAGGGGGAGAAGGGAGAUAUCGAGAUUAUAAUACAUUACAAUAUUCUAUUCGGUCUGUAUAUAAUUUUGCACCAUUUAUCAAACACUAUUUUAUUGUUACAAUGGGACAAACUCCAUCUUUUUUAAAUACUUCUCAGUUUGAAUGGAAUGAAUAUACUCUUAGAAUAGUUGACCAUAAAGAAAUAUUUCCAAACACCAAAGAUUUACCAGUAUUUAAUUCAAAUUCUCUUGAAGUAUCAUUACAUAAUAUCAAAAAUUUAUCAUCAUGUUUUCUUUAUCUCAACGAUGAUAUGUUAUUAGGGAAAGAAUUAAAACCAGAACAUUUUAUUAAUUCAGAUGGAAAAUUAAAAGUAUACCAUAACUCAUGGAAAGCACCUGACACAAAUAGAAUGGUAAAAAAUAUUUGGCAUAGAAGUGUAGGUAAUUCUAAUGAACUUAUUAACAACCAUUUUGGUAAAUCAAAAACAGUUAAACAUCCUUAUGUUAGUCAUCAUUGUUAUUUUUUCAAACGAGAUAUUCUAAAACAAAUGGAAGGUACUUGGCCAGAACAAUACAAAGAAACAAGAAGACAUAAAUUUAGAGAAGGAAAUGAUUUAGCAAUUCCAUUUAUGCAUGGUGCUUUUGUUGUUGAAUCAGGUCAAGGGAUUUAUGUUAAAGAAUAUAAUUAUUAUUAUGGUUCUUUUACAAGUUCAAGACGUAGUAACACUAAGUUAAUAAAUAACAUUGAAAAGAAACAACCUCAAUGUAUUUGUAUUAAUGAUGCGUUAGAAAAAAGUUCAGUAGCUGUAAUUAAUAAAGAGACAGCAAUCCUUAACUCGUUUUUAGAAACAUAUUAUCCUUAUCCUUCUCCAUUUGAAAAAUACAUUCAAUUUAAUUAA
Messenger RNA from Entamoeba nuttalli P19, 1176 nucleotides. Its product is annotated as glycosyltransferase, putative. Gene Ontology annotation, molecular function: UDP-N-acetylglucosamine-lysosomal-enzyme N-acetylglucosaminephosphotransferase activity. Gene Ontology annotation, biological process: carbohydrate phosphorylation; N-glycan processing to lysosome. Lineage: Eukaryota; Evosea; Mastigamoebida; Endamoebidae. The record is from RefSeq and is a predicted model, not a curated record. Gene Ontology annotation, cellular component: Golgi apparatus. The transcript has a single exon. Bases 1 to 1176 code for a protein of 391 amino acids.